Messenger RNA from Lemur catta (Ring-tailed lemur), 2319 nucleotides. Its product is annotated as zinc finger protein 737-like. The coding region runs from base 139 to 1944 and encodes 601 amino acids. The transcript has 5 exons. Gene Ontology annotation, biological process: negative regulation of transcription by RNA polymerase II. Lineage: Eukaryota; Metazoa; Chordata; Mammalia; Primates; Lemuridae. The record is from RefSeq and is a predicted model, not a curated record. Gene Ontology annotation, molecular function: DNA-binding transcription repressor activity, RNA polymerase II-specific.
UCCGGGGCUUUAGCGGGCGCGUCCCGAUCCUGGUCUGGUCUCUGGGGCUCCUCGCUCUCCGCUGCCGGAGGCCCCGGUGACUCUGCUGCCGCCUGUGUUGCCCUGUGACCUCCAGGUCCCUGAAGAUCCGUAGGGAGGAUGUGGGGACACGCCGGAAGCGGGGAGGUGGUACUGUUGACAUUCAUGGAUGUGGCCAUAGAAUUCUCUCUGGAGGAGUGGGAAUGCCUGGACCCUGCUCAGCAGAAUUUGUAUAGGGAUGUGAUGUUAGAGAACUACACAAACCUGGUCUCUGUAGGUCUUGCUGUCUCUAAACCAAACCUGAUCACCUGUCUGGAGCAAAGAAGUGAACCUUCGAAGGUGAGGAAAUACAUUGCAGUAGCCAAAUACCCAGCUGUGUCUUCUCAUUACACCCAAGACCAUUUGCGAUGGAAAAGCCUGAAAGAUUCAUUCCAAAAAGUGCUACUGAGAAAUUAUGAAGGCUCUGGACUUCAUAAUUUAAGCUUAAGGAAAGACUGGGAAAGUGUGGGUGAGUGUAAGGAGCAGAAAGAAUGUCAUAAUGGAUUUAACCAAUUUUCAACAGCUAGCCAUUGCAAAGUCAUCAAAUGUAAUAAGUGUUUGAAAGUCUUCAUUAAAUUAUCAAAACAAAAUAGACAUAAGAUAAGACAUACUAGAAUUCAUACUGGAGAGAAACCCUACAAAUGUGAAGAAUGUGGCAAAGCUUUUAUGCAGCAUUCAACCCUGACCACACAUAAGAAAAUUCAUACUGGAGAGAAACCCUACAAAUGUGAAGAAUGUGGCAAAGCUUUUAUCGGCCGUUCAAACCUGACCAAACAUAAGAGAAUUCAUACUGAAGAGAAACCCUACAAAUGUGAAGAAUGCGGCAAAGCUUUUAAGUGCUCUUCAUACCUUAACAUACAUAAGACAAUUCAUACUGAAAGGAAACCCUACAAAUGUCAGGAAUGUGGCAAAGCUUUUAUCCAGCAUUCAAACCUGGUCAGACAUAAGACAAUUCAUACUGGAGAGAAACCCUACAAAUGUGAACAAUGUGGCAAAGCUUUUAUCCAGCGUUCACACCUGACCACACAUAAGACAAUUCAUACUGGAGAGAAACCCUACAAAUGUGAGGAAUGUGGCAAAGGUUUUAUCCAGCGUUCAAAACUUACCAAACAUAAGACAAUUCAUACUGCAGAGAAACCCUACAAAUGUGAACAAUGUGGCAAAGCUUUUAAGUGGUCUUCAUACCUUAACAUACAUAAGACAAUUCAUACUGGAGAGAAACCCUACAAAUGUGAUGAAUGUGGCAAAGCUUUUGUCGGCCAUUCAAACCUGAGCACACAUAAGAAAAUUCAUUCUGGAGAGAAACCCUACAAAUGUGAGGAAUGUGGCAAAGGUUUUAUCCAGCGUUCAAUCCUGACCACACAUAAGAGAAUUCAUACUGGAGAGAAACCCUACAAAUGUGAAGAAUGUGGCAAAGCUUUUAUCCAUCGUUCAAACCUGACCACACAUAAGAGAAUUCAUACGGGAGAGAAACCCUCCAAAUGUGAAGAAUGUGGCAAAGCUUUUAUGCAGCAUUCAACCCUGACCACACAUAAGAGAAUUCAUACGGGAGAGAAACCCUACAAAUGUGAAGAAUGUGGCAAAGCUUUUAUCCACCGUUCACACCUGACCAGACAUAAGAAAAUUCAUACUGAAGAGAAACCCUACAAAUGUGAAGAAUGUGGCAAAGCUUUUAUCCGCCGUUCACACCUGACCACACAUAAGAGAAUUCAUACUGGAGAGAAACCCUACAAAUGUGAAGAAUGUGGCAAAGCUUUUAUCCAGCGUUCACACCUGACCACACAUAAGACAAUUCAUACUGGAAAGAAACCCCAGAAAUGUGAAUGUUGUGGCAAAGCCUUUACCCAGUGCUCUUACCUUACUAUACAUGACAGAAUUCAUACCUGAGAAAAAUCCUACCAAUGUAAACAAUGUGGCACAUCCUUUAAUAACUGUUCACAUAUUACUUGACAGGAGUCAUACUGGAUAAAAGCAGUAUAAAUGGAAAGGCUGUUGAAACACCUUACACAAAAUAAAAGUCUUAGAGUGCACCAUGUUUAUUGAUACAGGGAAAAAAUUAGAAGUAUAAAGACUGGUGCAAUACAUUUACUUAUAUCGCAGAUCUUAUUUAUCGUACACAGAAUUCAUACUGGAGGGUAAAACCCUAACAGUUGCUUAAAGUAUAUUGAACUUAACAGAGUUUGUACUGGAAAGAAGCCCUACAAAUAAAAUAAAUAUGGAAAAAUAUUUGUUGCAAAAAUAUGGACAUGCUUGAGGCUCUGA